AUGGAUCCUUUCAAAGGAUCCGAAUCCGAACCCGAAAACCCAAUCGCAUCAUGCAUCUCUAUGCUCUCCCUCCGUAACUUCACAGCCUGCAGCGACUUCGCCCGCCGUUUACCUCUCUCCGAUUCAAUCGGCCGUAUCCUCACAAUCGCCGACGUUCUCUCCGCCCCCGACCACUACUCAGUCCUCCGUCUCCGCCGUUCCGAAGCCGUUAACCGUGACCUAGCUCGUCAACAUUACGCGAAGUUCGCGAUCCUUCUAGACCCUACAAGCACUGAAAAAUUCCCUUUUCAAGAUGAAGCCCUAGCACGUGUUCGUGAAGCUUGGCACGUGCUUUCUGACCCUGAUCGCCGCGCUGUUUACGACCGUGGUGUUGUUGACACCGCCGCUACGUUUUGGACUGCAUGUCCUUAUUGCUGGAAUUUGUAUCAGUAUGAGAAGAAGUAUGAGGGUUGUUCUUUGAUGUGUCAGGGUUGUAGUAAAUCUUUUCACGGUGUUGCUGUUAGGCCGCCGGUGAAAGUUGGUGCGACGGUGGUUGAAGGGGAAGAGCGGCGGCAGUAUUAUAAAUGCCGUGCUAGAGUCCCAUUGAAGUUUUAUGAGGUGAAGGGAAUUGGUAAUGAGAGUGAAAAUGAAAAUUCUGCUGAGUUUGUGUAUGUUUCUGAUGAUGAUGGUGAUUGGGAGAAAGAAUGGGGGAAUGUGGGUGGUGCUGGUGGUGGUGUUGGUGGUGGUGGUGGUGUGAGAAAUGAUGGUUUUGAGAAGGUGAUUCAAGAUGAUCAUCAAAUGCAAGGGAACGAGAAACCGAAGACGAGGAUGAAGACUGUGGCAAGGAAGAGUGUUGUGAACAGAGUGGCAAGAUUUGAUUUUGAUAGUAACUUGAAUGUGGGUGUGGAUACUAAGGAUUGUGAAUUGGAGUUUACAGAAGGAGCUGAUGAUGUCUUCGUCGGGGUACGGUUCAAUGGAUGA
Messenger RNA from Trifolium pratense (red clover), 960 nucleotides. RefSeq lists its product as uncharacterized. Lineage: Eukaryota; Viridiplantae; Streptophyta; Magnoliopsida; Fabales; Fabaceae. The record is from RefSeq and is a predicted model, not a curated record. The transcript has a single exon. The coding region runs from base 1 to 960 and encodes 319 amino acids.